AAAAGGCGAGUUUUCGCCAGUUAAAGAUGUUUUUUUUGUUAAGACCGUGUCGUAUGAAGCAUGUAUUGUGUGUCAGGGUAGUUGAGGCUCGAAAAUUCGGUUUUAAACGGGCUUUUUGGAGCCAUUUAAUGUUAAAUAGUGAAGAAUCAAAAUUGGAAGGGCAGAAGUUAGAAGAAGGCAUGAAUGAGGCUUCUGAUCUGAGAAAUCAGAAGCCUAUUGUUGAUAUUUCUCCUUCAAUUGCUGAAAAGUCUCGGGAUUUUACGGUAGAUGCGGAAAAAGAAAUUGCAAGGUUAAAAGAUAAAUAUCUGAGAUCUGUUGCGGAUUUUAGAAAUUUACAGAUGAGGAUGCAAAAAGAAGUCGAAGAUGCGAAAUUAUUUGCAAUUCAACAAUUUGCAAAAGAUUUGAUUAAUUCAGUUGAUAAUCUGGAGCGAGCAUUAGCUUUGAUUCCAGAAGAUAGUCGAACGGAUGUAGAAAAGAAUAAACAACUAGUUGAUCUUUAUACAGGGCUUAAAAUGACGGAAACAGUUUUAAAUAAAACGUUAGAAAAACAUGGACUUGUGAAAUAUGAUGGUCUUGGGGAGAAAUUUAAUCCUAAUCUACAUGAAGCAGUAUACCAAGCAUUGGUUCCUGGAAAAGAAGCAGGAACAGUUUUUCAUAAUGAACAGACAGGGUUUAUUUUAAAUGGUCGAGUGAUCCGUCCAGCAAAGGUGGGUGUUGUUAAAGAACAUUAAAAAUUCGUAAAAAAAGA
Messenger RNA from Pneumocystis murina B123, 748 nucleotides. RefSeq lists its product as hypothetical. The coding region runs from base 27 to 731 and encodes 234 amino acids. The record is from RefSeq and is a predicted model, not a curated record. Gene Ontology annotation, cellular component: PAM complex, Tim23 associated import motor. The transcript is spliced from 2 exons. Lineage: Eukaryota; Fungi; Ascomycota; Pneumocystomycetes; Pneumocystales; Pneumocystaceae. Gene Ontology annotation, biological process: protein import into mitochondrial matrix; protein folding. Gene Ontology annotation, molecular function: protein-folding chaperone binding; adenyl-nucleotide exchange factor activity; protein homodimerization activity.